CACGUCGUAGCUACUGAAAUGAAUCCCGCCUUUUCUCUUUCUUUCUCCCCCAAAAGGCCCCCCCCGUCCUGCAAGAAUCAGCCCAUAUUUCCCCACACAUGUAACGCUGUAUUAUUAUCUGGCUCGCCCCGCAGCGGCAGUUCCGCGAUUUAGCGGUUUGAAAUCGCUCAUGCUUUCAUCGCAUGGACGUCAAUCAAUACGCCGGCGAGAAUCUUCCCGCUCCUAGCAAAUUUAUGCGAAACAAGAUGCCAGCCGUCAAUGCAUCUCCUUCUAGAAGUCCUACGAUUCUCACCCUAAACCCACAGCUAGAAGCUGCAUGGAUACCGGGAAGCGAUGUUGAAACAGAAAAUAGAGCUUAAAAAAACGACGAGUGCCGAAGAAAAAAGGAAACAAAAUGCCCAUGCCAGCCAGCCCCUUUCCUACCCUACCCUACCCUACCCUUGGCUUCUCCUCACACAGCUGGCGGGAGCUUAAAACACUCGAGCAUUCGCUAGGCAUUGCCCAGCCUGUGCCUGUCUUCGAGUCGCUGCACAGGCCUGCCUGUCUGCCGAUCCGGGCUCGCCGUUGGACUUUGCGAACAGUCCAUCUCAUU
This is a messenger RNA of Trichoderma harzianum CBS 226.95, 592 nucleotides long. RefSeq lists its product as hypothetical. The record is from RefSeq and is a predicted model, not a curated record. Lineage: Eukaryota; Fungi; Ascomycota; Sordariomycetes; Hypocreales; Hypocreaceae. Bases 183 to 359 code for a protein of 58 amino acids. The transcript has a single exon.